UUCUCACGUUGACUGUAAAUAAGGUUGAAAAUAUAAUACGGCUAUUUUUAUAAAAUUGUGUAAAAUAUUUACAGGAAAUCUACACACCUCUCAGUGUGUCACACAAAGCACUGUGUGCCGUGUCCAUAGAAUAAGAAGCCAUGUUCUGAUCAAUCCUGUACGUUAUAUUCGAAAUAAUAAUUACAAGUAUAUGAGUGUUGGUUGAAGAUGGCUGCCACCAACAUGUCGAACGACGGGUUUCAAAUUCAGUUCGCCUCUGUUAUGGAGAGUGUAUUGAAGACGGCAGUCACCGAGACAACGAAACUUUUCGAAACAACUAUUGGGGAUCUGCGAGCCGAAAUAUCCAGAAUAAAAGAAGAGAACGAGGACCUCAAAUCAAGGCUUCGAUCCCAUGAAAUAACGAAGAGAUGGACCGGUGAAAGUGAACGCCAAACCGCAGAACCUAGACCGAGUCAAAGUACAACACGUAUUGGAAAAUGUGACAUCGGUGUUCAAUGCGGUGAGUUCUGACAAAGCAGGCUUUACCUCGGGCUGGGGAGCAGCACCUGCAGGAGGAGGACCAGGGGACUGAGCUGCACUGUGGAGCGUAUGACGAGGAGGGCAACCCACAGAUGGCCUUUGUUCUGAUCAAACAGGAGGUGGAUUGGGAGGCAGACUAUUCUGAUGACUACUCCCCGGGUACAUACUGCUGAAGAAGGAGGGGGGAGAUCCCCCGACUCUGGUCCGUAGACAACCUCUCAGAGAGUUACCAGGCAGAGCCCUGGUCCCUCCUGGAGCCGUCAGGGCCCUGAUCAACCGUUACACCCAGGAAAGGCCUCCCACCACCCAGUCUACCUCAGGAGCUGCAGCGGCCGUCCUCCAGGGAGAUCCAGACACCCAAGAGCCCCCCAAGGCUCUCAGCCCAUCCCAGCCCAGGACCAGAGAGGUUACCAGGGGCAGUACAGGCCAGGACCAGGCUCCUGGAGCAGAACAGCAGUCAUUGGUAAUACCAGCAGCAGAGUCUCCAUCAACAUUACACCUGACAGAAUCUCCUCAAUCAGCAGCCACUAUCCAGUCUAUAUCAACUGUCCUGUCUGCUGUAAUGGCCCAGUCCACUGUAACUACUCUGUCAAUAGAAACUGUCCAGUCGACCGUAACGGUGAAGUCGACAGCAGCAGCGUCAGAGCGCAUGCCACCUGUCCUCUCCGGGUUACCCAGAACCCCUCUUCAGGAUACACAGCCCAGCCCCGUACCCCCUCGUCCACCCCGAUCAUCACCAUCACAGUCCCACACAGACGUUCUACCUGUAGCUCGUCCAAUAGCAGUGCCCUCAACACAACCAGCUAGGCCUACAGCUGUACCUGAUGGACCACCGGCCGCACCACCAACACAACCGCAACCGCCUACAGUUUUGGAGCAGUUGGGUGUUGCCAGGGCAACAUCGCUAACACCACUGGUCCAGUCCACUCCUUCUCCAACUGUGUUGACAGAACCUGCCGGCCCCCCUGAGAAGCAGGUCUCGUUGGUCACUGAGCAUGUGCAACCCUCCCCCACUGUGCCACGACCGAAGUCACCUGCUGUCCCAGAGAGGACGUCUGAUGAAGCCCCUGUACAGCUGUCAGCCCCUGCUGUAUAUACACCCUCACCCUCUGGCCGCUUUCAAAUGUCUAAGACACCGUUUUUAGCUCAGUUGUCAGUAGUACCCCUAGUACGCUCCCUGCCGAGGUUGAAGGAAGACGAGGAGGAAGAAGGGGGGGAGGAAGAUGAAGGGCAGGAAGAUGAAGAAGGGCUUUCUUCCCUCCCUGCCACUUCUACGGAAGCUGUGACAACCAGGUCUGUCGCUACGGAGACGACCCCCGCCGGCGAGAAAAAGGAGGAGAUUGUUGUCCAGGUUGGCGGCAGCCGAAAGACAAGUCGACGUGAAUCGAUCCUCUCUGGUCUCCGCCUCCGCUUAAGGCCUCGCCCCCGGGACAGUACUCCAUCUCCCGUGGUUGCUAAGAAACCCAGAGGAGAGAGAAUCGCCCCUCUAGACCAUGACUACUCAAAGGUGAUGCAGAACAGAGGAGAAAAGUCCAGGGAAUCUCACGUUGACCAGGAUGUAGUAGAGGACACCGCUAACGGUGAGACGGCUGACGACAAGUCUAGUGGACAAGGAAGUAGUAACCAAGUCAUGAUUGUGGGAGAGGGAGGAGCUAACACUGAUAUGACCUCUCCGACCAGAAAGUCACCUUUUGGUGGAGGUGUGUCCAAAUCCAAGAAGAGAAGCAUGACCUGGGUGCAGGCUCAGAGAGGUUUGGCUCUAGCCCAGGCUAAGAGGAGUAGGUCAAAGGUCACCAAGGCCUCACAGAGAGGUCUGAGGUCAGAGCUUAGAGGUCUGGUCACACAGACACAGUUUCUGCCUUCUAACCCACAGCGCCGCCUGUCAUACAGCCCUAGCCCUCGCGCUGCCUCCACAUCCAGCCCACGCCGCACCAGCCCUCGCCAAGCUACGGGAGCGAACGUGAACCCUUCCCCUACCACCCCUUCUCACCCACAGCCUCACCCGUUCAAGGUCACUUCCACCACCCCUCGCCGCUUAACACCUAGUUUGGUGGCUGCGGCGGCUUUACAUUUGAAACGGUGUCCCUCCACCCGUCAACCUAUUCCGUUCACCGGCAGCCUUCGCUCUGGCUUCAAAAAGUCCCCCCAGAGCCCACUGAUGUUCCAGCGGGCACGGCGUUACCUGCAAUCAGAACCGAUGUGGUCGCCACCGGUACCAUACCAGCUCCAACAGUCUCCCCAGGCUCCACGGAAACGUCUCGCCAAGAACCAGUGUGCAGACUGCGGUCGUGUCCUGAGCAGCGCUGCUGCUUUAGAGAGUCACGCCUCCCUCCACACAGGGAAGCGCCCAUUCGUCUGCUCUGCCUGCGGCAAGGACUUCCCCAACCUCAAAGGCCUCAACCGCCACGACCGUGUCCAUGGCGACCAGCGGGGCCAUCAGUGUCCGCAGUGCAGCAAGACCUUCGUCUACCGCUUCGGCCUGACUAAGCACAAGCAGAUGGUCCACAGUGGUGUGCGCCCGUUCGCCUGCCCGAUCUGUGGCAAACGCUUCGCCAUUCGGCGCGACAUGGAGACGCAUCUCCGCGUUCACACUGGAGAGAAACCAUUUGCCUGCUCCCUCUGUGUGAAGCGGUUCAAGAGGCGUGUGGAACUGAAUGUUCACCUGAGGUGGCACAACGGGGAGAAGAGACACUGGUGCUCGUACUGCGGGAAGGGCUUUCUGGAUUACAAUAAUCUAAAGAGGCACAAACUGGUCCACACCGGAGAGAAACCCUACACCUGCUCUGAGUGUGGCAAGCACUUCAAACAGACUGGCCAUCUGAAGAAACACCUGAAGACAAUACACAAAGACAGAUAGAGAGGACAGGGGAUGAGUCUUUAAUGGCACCCUAUUCCCUAUAUAGUGCACUAUGCAGGCUCUGGUCAAAAGUAGUGCACUAUAUAAGAAUAGGGUGUAUAGAUGGGAAUAAUAGACAUUCUCCAUUUUGUCAGUUCAAAACCCAGCCAUAUAGGUUUUAAUGGUAUACUGUGUGUAGUUUGGUGAGGAAAAAAAUACAUUGAAUCCUUUUUUUAAUUCAAUCUUGAAUUCUCACAGUGAUUAAUGACGCAGGGAUCUCAGUCUGUUCUCACAGUGACCGGGAAGGACUUGUUAUUUUAUGUUUUUCUGUACUGAUUGAUUACAAGAGUCAACACUUUGGUUGUGUAAACAUUUGGGGCUACUUUUGUUGUUUGGAAGGUUCACACUGCGAGAGAAUGACGUACCUAAGUGAUGGCGUAGUGUAAAAAAAGAAUGACGUGGCUAAGUGAUGACGUAGUGUAAAAAAAGAAUGACGUAGCUAAGUGAUGACGUAGUGUAAAAAAAGAAUGACGUAGCUAAGUGAUGACGUAGUGUAAAAAAAGAAUGACGUAGCUAAGUGAUGACGUAGUGUAAAAAAAGAAUGACGUAGCUAAGUGAUGACGUAGUGUAAAAAAGAAUGACGUAGCUAAGUGAUGACGUAGUGUAAAAAAGAAUGACGUAGCUAAGUGAUGACGUAGUGUAAAAAAGAAUGACGUAGCUAAGUGAUGACGUAGUGUAAAAAAGAAUGACGUAGCUAAGUGAUGACGUAGUGUAAAAAAAGAAUGACGUAGCUAAGUGAUGACGUAGUGUAAAAAAAGAAUGACGUAGCUAAGUGAUGACGUAGUGUAAAAAAAGAAUGAUGUAGCUAAGUGAUGACGUAGUGUAAAAAAAGAAUGACGUAGCUAAGUGAUGACAUAGUGUAAAAAAAGGAGAAAAUUUUUGAAUUUACAUUUAUUGUAUUUAAAACAAAAUCUGAUUAUUUGUACAUUUUGUUUAUUAAGAAGAUGUUAAGCUGAAAGCAAGGUUAAAUUUAGUUUUAUCGCGGUCACGCACAUUAUGGUUUUAUGUUCAACAGGUUUGAACUAGUUUCAUUUAAAUUUGUUUUAUGUUAUCUGUGCUUUCAUUGCACUUUUGAUCAAUGAUGUUCCUCAUGGUUGGUUUAAUGGAUCAUUUAUAGAAUGGUGUGGGCUGAUAGAUUUAGGCCUAGCCGUAGAAGAUAGCUUUAAGUUUAUUCUAGGGUUUAACCUAUUCAGUGCUGUUGAACGUUUAAAACCAGACAUGACUUGUUUUAAUAAUUUUUCAGCGCUAUUAGAUAUGCUUGGGAGGGUGCACUGUCUCAGCGUCCAGGCACAUGUUGGGCCCAACACUAUCAGUCAUUUGAAAGUUUAAACUGUCUAGGAUGGGCGCUCUAUGACAUUGCAAUAUCAGAUUUGCUACUUACACUGAAAAUAAAUCUGUCUCAUCUCUCUGGGUCAGUUAGCAAGAACCAAUUAAAGUUCAUAUUUUGGUUUGGC
Messenger RNA from Salmo salar (Atlantic salmon), 4869 nucleotides. NCBI's taxonomy places the organism in Eukaryota, Metazoa, Chordata, Actinopteri, Salmoniformes, Salmonidae. The record is from RefSeq and is a predicted model, not a curated record.